Molecule: messenger RNA, 9587 nt
Organism: Capra hircus (goat)
Lineage: Eukaryota; Metazoa; Chordata; Mammalia; Artiodactyla; Bovidae
Gene: SHANK1
Product: SH3 and multiple ankyrin repeat domains 1
Exons: 25
Coding region: 446-6988 (2180 amino acids)
Cellular component (GO): postsynaptic density; dendritic spine; postsynaptic membrane
Molecular function (GO): synaptic receptor adaptor activity; ionotropic glutamate receptor binding
Source: RefSeq, a predicted model, not a curated record
GAGCGAGCCGGGAGGCAGAGGAGGCGCGGAGCGGGCGGCGGCGGCGGCGGCGGCGGCGGCGGCGGCGGCGGCGGCCUGAGGCCGAGGAGAGGAGCCGGCGAAGACGCGGCGCCCGGAGCCGGCCGGACCGAGCCGGGGGCGGGCUAGCUAGGAGGGGCGCGGCGGCCGCGGCGCAAGGGGGGGCGCUCUGCGGAUGGCCAGGCCCGGCCCGCGGGGGGGUGAGGUCCGCGGCCCCCCCGCCCGCCCCCCCGGCCCCCGCCCGCCCCCUCCCCGGGCCCGCUCGCCCUCCGGGGCGGUGGGGCAUGGCCUGAGGGUCCCCCGUCUCCGGGGGGGUGGGGGGUGGGGGGAGGGGGGAGGGGCCGCGGGCGCCGCCGACCGGGACUCAGCAGCCCCGCCAGGCAGCCGCCUGUGAUGCUGCCGUCCCCCAUCGCCCCGUGGCCCCACGAUGACCCACAGCCCCGCGUCAAGCGAAGAAGAGGAACGCCACAGUGCCAGCGAGUGUCCCGAGGGGGGCUCAGAGUCCGACAGCUCCCCAGACGGGCCCGGGAGAGGCCCCCAGGGGACCCGGGGCCGGGGCAGCGCAGCACCUGGUAGCCUGGCCUCGAUCCGAGGCCUCCAGGGCCGCUCCAUGUCCGUCCCAGACGACGCCCACUUCAGCAUGAUGGUUUUUAGGAUCGGCAUCCCUGACCUUCACCAGACAAAAUGCCUGCGCUUCAACCCCGAUGCCACCAUCUGGACGGCCAAGCAGCAGGUGCUCUGUGCCCUGAGCGAGAGCCUCCAGGAUGUGCUCAACUAUGGCCUGUUCCAGCCGGCCACCUCGGGCCGGGAUGCCAACUUCCUGGAGGAGGAGCGACUGCUGCGGGAAUAUCCCCAGUCCUUCGAGAAGGGGGUGCCCUACCUGGAGUUCCGAUACAAGACCCGUGUUUACAAGCAGACCAACCUGGAUGAGAAGCAGCUGGCCAAGUUACACACGAAGACGGGGUUGAAGAAGUUCCUGGAGUACGUGCAGCUUGGGACAUCCGAUAAGGUGGCACGGCUGCUGGACAAGGGGCUGGACCCCAAUUAUCACGACUCAGAUUCAGGAGAGACCCCCCUGACGCUGGCUGCUCAGACUGAAGGCUCUGUAGAGGUGAUUCGAACCCUAUGCCUGGGUGGGGCGCACAUCGACUUCCGGGCCCGGGAUGGCAUGACCGCGCUACACAAGGCCGCCUGUGCCCGCCACUGCCUCGCUCUGACGGCGCUCCUGGAUCUUGGGGGCUCCCCCAACUACAAGGACCGCCGAGGGCUGACUCCACUGUUCCACACGGCUAUGGUGGGGGGUGACCCCCGCUGCUGCGAGCUGCUCCUGUACAACAGGGCCCAGCUGGGCAUAGCUGAUGAGAACGGCUGGCAGGAGAUUCACCAGGCCUGCCAGCGGGGUCAUUCUCAGCAUCUGGAACAUCUGCUCUUCUACGGAGCUGAGCCUGGAGCCCAGAACGCCUCGGGGAACACGGCCCUGCACAUCUGUGCCCUCUACAAUAAGGAGACGUGUGCUAGGAUCCUUCUCUACCGAGGGGCCAACAAGGAUGUCAAGAAUAACAGUGGACAGACCCCCUUCCAGGUGGCAGUGAUCGCUGGGAAUUUUGAACUCGGGGAGCUGAUCCGAAACCAUCGAGAACAGGAUGUGGUGCCCUUCCAGGAGUCCCCCAAGUAUGCAGCCCGGCGACGGGGACCCCCGGGCACAGGGCUGACGGUGCCCCCCGCACUGCUGCGGGCCAACAGUGAUACCAGCAUGGCCCUGCCUGACUGGAUGGUGUUUGCUGCUCCGGGGACCUCGUCCGCGGGGGCCCCCGGCCCCACCUCAGGGCCCCAGGGCCAGGCGCAGCCCGCCGCCCCCAGCGCCAAGCUCAGCAGCGGGACCCUGCGAAGUGCCAGCAGCCCCCGAGGGGCCCGGGCCCGCUCCCCGUCCCGCGGGAGGCACCCCGAGGAGGCCAAGCGCCAGCCCCGUGGACGGCCCAGCUCCAGCGGGACACCCCGGGAAGGGCCGGCCGGGGGCACGGGGGGCUCUGGGGGCCCCGGGGGCUCCCUGGGCAGCCGCGGGAGACGCAGGAAGCUCUACUCGGCGGUCCCCGGACGCUCCUUCAUGGCCGUGAAGUCCUACCAGGCCCAAGCCGAGGGGGAGAUCUCCCUGAGCAAGGGCGAAAAGAUCAAAGUGCUUAGCAUCGGGGAAGGAGGCUUCUGGGAAGGCCAGGUCAAAGGUCGCGUCGGCUGGUUCCCCUCUGACUGCCUGGAAGAGGUGGCCAACCGCUCCCAGGAAGCAAAGCAAGAAAGCCGAAGUGACAAGGCAAAGAGACUCUUCCGGCAUUAUACCGUGGGCUCCUACGACAGCUUUGAUGCCCCAAGCUUGAUGGAUGGGAUUGGCCCAGGGAGCGAUUACAUCAUCAAAGAGAAGACAGUUCUGCUGCAGAAGAAGGACAGUGAGGGGUUUGGGUUCGUGCUCCGGGGCGCCAAGGCGCAGACCCCCAUCGAGGAGUUCACCCCCACCCCAGCCUUCCCGGCACUGCAGUAUCUGGAGUCGGUGGACGAGGGUGGCGUGGCAUGGCGGGCUGGACUGCGAAUGGGAGACUUCCUCAUCGAGGUGAACGGGCAGAACGUGGUGAAGGUCGGCCACCGGCAGGUGGUGAACAUGAUCCGACAAGGGGGCAACACGCUGAUGGUCAAGGUGGUGAUGGUCACCAGGCACCCGGACAUGGAUGAAGCUGUUCACAAGAAAGCACCCCAGCAAGCUAAGAGGCUGCCGCCCCCAGCCAUCUCCUUGCGUUCCAAGUCUAUGACCUCCGAGCUGGAGGAGAUGGUCUCCCCCUGGAAGAAGAAGAGUGAGUACGAGCAGCAGCCGCCGCCGGUGCCCAGCAUGGAGAAAAAGAGGACUGUGUAUCAGAUGGCUCUCAACAAACUGGAUGAAAUCUUGGCGGCAGCUCAGCAGACCAUCAGUGCAAGUGAGAGUCCUGGGCCUGGUGGCCUGGCGUCUCUGGGCAAACACCGACCCAAAGGCUUCUUUACCACUGAGUCGAGCUUUGAUCCCCACCACCGCUCCCAGCCAAGUUACGAACGUCCUUCCUACCUGCCUCCUGGACCCGGGCUCAUGCUCCGGCAAAAAUCUAUUGGGGCUGCAGAAGACGAUAGACCCUACCUAGCACCCCCAGCCAUGAAGUUCAGCCGCAGUCUGUCUGUGCCUGGUUCGGAGGACAUCCCCCCGCCGCCCACCACGUCCCCACCAGAGCCCCCCUACAGCACGCCUCCAGCUCCGUCCUCCUCCGGCCGCCUCACUCCCUCUCCCCGGGGUGGGCCCUUCAAUCCCAGCUCAGGUGGCACCCACCCAGCCUCGUCCCCGGCGUCCUUCGAUGGGCCCGGCCCCCCUGACACCCGGAUAGGGAGCCGAGAGAAGAGCCUGUAUCACAGCGGGCCCCUGCCCCCAGCCCACCACCACCCGCCCCACCACCACCACCACCACGCCCCGCCCCCGCAGCCCCACCACCACCACGCCCACCCGCCUCACCCGCCGGAGAUGGAGACCGGCGGCUCCCCCGACGACCCCCCACCCCGCCUGGCUCUGGGGCCCCAGCCCAGCCUACGAGGCUGGCGGGGCGGCGGGCCCAGCCCGACCCCAGGGGCCCUGUCCCCGUCGCACCACGGCAGCGGGGGCGGCGCCGGCGGCCCCUCCCAGGCUCCGGCGCUGCGCUACUUCCAGCUGCCUCCGCGGGCGGCCAGCGCGGCCAUGUACGUGCCUGCCCGUUCCGGCCGCGGGCGCAAGGGCCCGCUGGUCAAGCAGACCAAAGUCGUCGAAGGCGAGCCCCAGAAGGGCGGCGGCCUCCCGCCCGCCCCCUCGCCCACGUCUCCGGCGUCCCCGCAGCCGCCGCCGCCGCCGCCGCCGGCCGCGGCCGCGCCGUCGGAAAAGAACUCCAUCCCUAUCCCCACAAUCAUCAUCAAGGCGCCGUCCACCAGUAGCAGCGGCCGCAGCAGCCAGGGGAGCAGCACCGAGGCGGAGCCCCCGAGCCAGCCCGAGGCCGCGGGCGGCGGGGGCGGCGGCGGCGGCUCUUCCGCGCCCAGCCCCGCCCCGGCCGUGUCGCCCGUGCCGCCGUCCCCCUCGCCCGUGCCCACCCCCGCCUCGCCCAGCGGCCCGGCCACCCUGGAUUUCACCAGCCAGUUCGGAGCGGCCCUGGUGGGGGCGGCUCGAAGGGAAGGGGGCUGGCAGAACGAAGCCCGCCGGCGGUCCACGCUCUUCCUCUCCACCGACGCGGGGGACGAGCCCGACGGCGGCGACAGCUCGCUGGGCCCAGGGGCGCCCCCAGGCCCCCGGCUGCGCCACUCCAAGUCCAUCGACGAAGGCAUGUUUUCGGCCGAGCCCUACCUCCGGCUGGAGUCGGCGGGCGCCGGCAGCAGCUACGCGGGCUACGCGGCCGGCAGCCGAGCCUACGGGGGCAGCAGCGCCUUCACCAGCUUCCUGCCGCCGCGACCCCUGGUCCACCCGCUGACCGGCAAGGCCCUGGACCCGGCCUCCCCGCUCGGGCUGGCCCUGGCCGCCCGGGAGCGGGCGCUGAAGGAGUCCUCGGAGGGCGGUGGGCCCCCCCAGCCCCCUCCAAGGCCUCCAUCGCCCCGCUGCGAGGCCCCGCCGCCCACGCCGCACCGCCACUCGCCCCACGCCCGCCACGAGCCAGUGCUGCGCCUCUGGGGAGCCUCGCCCCCGGACCCGGCCCGCCGGGAGCUGGGGUACCGGGCGGGGCUGGGCGGCCAGGAGAAGCCCCUUCCGGCCAGCCCACCGGCGGCCCGACGCUCCUUGCUGCACCGCCUGCCUCCCACAGCUCCCGGGGUCGGGCCCCUGCUUCUGCAGCUGGGGCCCGAGCCUCCCGCCCCGCACCCCGGGGUGAGCAAGCCCUGGAGAUCCGGCGCCCCCCCGGAGGAGCCCGAGCGGCUGCCCCUCCACGUGCGGUUCCUGGAGAACUGCCAGCCCCGGGCCGGGGGGGCGGGUGGAAGGGCCCCCCCCUCGGAGGACGGGCCGGGGGUCCCGCCGCCCAGCCCGCGCCGCUCUGUGCCGCCCUCGCCGACCUCCCCGCGGGGCAGUGAAGAGAACGGGCUCCCCCUGCUGGUCCUGCCGCCGCCCGCCCCCUCGGUGGACGUGGAAGACGGCGAGUUCCUCUUUGUGGAGCCGCUGCCCCCGCCCCUCGAGUUUUCCAAUAGUUUCGAGAAGCCGGAGUCGCCUCUCACGCCGGGGCCUCCCCACCCGCUGCCGGACCCACCCACCCCGACCACCCCCUUGCCCCCUGUGCCGCCCCCGGCCGUGGCCGCCGCCCCUCCCACCCUGGACUCGACCGCAUCCAGCCUGACUUCCUAUGACAGCGAGGUCGCAACGCUGACCCAGGGGGCCCCCGCGGCUCCUGGGGACCCCCCUCCGCCAGGCCCGCCCGCCCCAGCCGCCCCGGCUCCCCCACCCCCCCAGCCUGGCCCAGACCCUCCCCCGGGCACGGAUUCUGGUAUUGAGGAGGUGGACAGUCGGAGCAGCAGCGACCACCCCCUGGAGACCAUCAGCAGCGCCUCCACGCUGAGCAGCCUGUCCGCUGAAGGCGGGGGCGGCGCAGGGGGCGGAACUGGCAGCGUUGGAGGUGGUGGUGGCGCCAGCGUGGCCGGUGGGCCAGAGCUCCUGGACACCUACGUGGCCUACCUGGAUGGCCAGGCGUUCGGGGGCAGUGGCACUCCUGGCCCUCCAUACCCCCCGCAGCUCAUGACCCCCUCUAAGCUCCGGGGCCGGGCGCUCGGGGCCGGCGGAGGCCUGCGGCCGGGACCCGGUGGGGGACUCCGAGACCCUGUCACUCCCACCAGCCCCACUGUCUCAGUGACGGGGGCGGGAACCGAUGGGCUGCUGGCCCUGAGCGGUUGUCCGGGAUCCUCGACGGCAGGCGUGGCUGGCGGCCCCGUGCCUGUAGAGCCAGAAGGUCCGCCAGUGCCCUUGCCAUCGGCCUCCUCCCUGCCUCGGAAGCUGCUGCCCUGGGAGGAGGGCCCGGGCCCGCCGCCGCCCCCUCUGCCGGGGCCCUUAGCCCAGCCUCAGGCCUCAGCCUUGGCCACUGUAAAAGCCAGCAUCAUCAGUGAACUCAGCUCCAAGCUUCAGCAGUUUGGGGGCUCCUCGGCAGCUGGUGGCGCUCUGCCGUGGGCCCGGGGAGGCAGCGGGGGAAGCGGGGACAGCCACCACGGGGGAGCCAGCUACGUCCCCGAGCGGACUUCCUCCCUGCAGCGGCAGAGACUCUCGGAAGACUCCCAGUCCUCGCUCCUCUCCAAACCUGUGAGCAGCCUGUUUCAGAACUGGUCCAAACCACCUCUGCCGCCACUCCCCACGGGAACCGCGGUGUCCCCUUCAGCCGCUGCAGCCCCGGGGGCCACCUCCCCAUCGGCUUCCUCCUCCUCCACGUCCGCCCGCCACCUCCAGGGCGUGGAGUUCGAGAUGCGCCCACCUUUGCUCCGCCGGGCCCCCAGCCCCUCAUUGCUGCCCGCCUCGGAGCACAAGGUCAGCCCUGCGCCCCGGCCCUCGUCCCUACCCAUCCUGCCUUCCGGACCCCUCUACCCGGGCCUCUUUGACAUCCGAGGCUCCCCCACCGGAGGGGCAGGAGGCUCGGCUGACCCCUUCGCCCCCGUCUUUGUACCGCCGCACCCCGGGAUGUCCGGGAGUCUCGGCGGGGCCUUGUCAGGGGCCUCCCGCUCCCUCUCACCGACCCGCCUGCUUUCCCUGCCCCCGGACAAGCCGUUCGGCGCUAAACCUCUGGGCUUCUGGACCAAGUUCGAUGUGGCUGACUGGCUAGAGUGGCUGGGCUUGGCCGAACACCGGGCCCGGUUCCUGGACCACGAGAUCGAUGGCUCCCACCUUCCCGCCUUGACCAAGGAGGACUACGUCGAUUUGGGGGUGACCAGGGUGGGACACCGCAUGAACAUCGACCGGGCUCUCAAGUUUUUCCUGGAGAGGUGAUGGCUGGCCUGGACGGACCAGCCCGUCCACAGAACCCUUGAGCCUGCUGGCCUCUUGACCUCUGACCGCCCCUCCCACCCAACCCAACCGUCCUUCUCUCCCCGGGCCAGGGACUCUGCUAGAACUGCGCCCUGACCCUUGUCUCCCAAGGCCGGAGGUCACCAGGUGGCCUGAUCCCGGCCAGACAUUUGCACCUCACAGGAGGGGGCAGCUGACACGAGGCGGUGUGUGUGUGUGUGUGUGUGUGUGAAGGGGUAGGGGGAGCGGAGGGGCGGUGGAGGAAAUCAGAGAGGGGGUGGAGAAGGAGGGAAGGGUCGAUUCUGGGGAGCGGGGGACAGACAGAGCCAUAGAGGGCCAGCCCUGAGCCUGACCGCUUGGGGGUCGUCCCCCAGGCCGCAGAGGAAGGGGCCGCCCUCAGAUUCCACCAUCUGCCGCCCCUCUAACCACCCUUCCCCCCUUCUCUAAGCCCCUGGCUCUCCCCACCCUCCCCUCUCCCCAGCACACACAGCAGCCCCCGCCCCCCAGGCUCUUGCACGCUCCUUUGCACGCCUGCUCACCUCUCUCCCCUUCCUGGGCUACAAUUUUGCACAAAUGCGCCCUCUGGCUGUCUUGCGCGCUCCGCCUUGGCUUCCUCCGCCUGCCUUUGCUUCCGGCUCGCUCGGCUUCCCUGGCACACCACAGCGUCUGUCUCCCCACGCUCCACACCCCCUUGGUCUCAGACUCUUCCCACGGGCGCCCUCCCCCACUCCCACCCCCACCCCCACCCCUCUCUCCUGAAGAAUCUCUGGGCCCUUGCUGCAGACACACUUGGGACACCCUUUCCCUCGCCCUCUCUCAGACCGUGCGCCUCCCCCUAAACUUGCGCCUCCGUUCUCCUGAAGCACCCUCUCCCCUUAAUCCUGCACCCCCACAUUCUCACUCUACCCACCCCUCCGUCUCACAGUGACACUCCCACGCUACCUACUUGCCCCUCCCCCCACCCACUGUUGCUUGCACCCUCGCCUCCCAGGAACCAUAUCUUCUCCUCUUUGCCAGGCUUCCCCACUCCCUCGCCCCGUCGUUUCCCAGCUCCUUGUCCAUCUCCACUGUCAAUUCUUUGAUGCAGCUUCUUGCACGCCCGCUCUUGCACACGCAUUCUCCCCAGCACGUCCCCUGCUCUCUUGAAGCCGUCUUUUCGUCCUUAACUAGGCUCUUGCACCCCGCAGCCCUGCCUUGCACGCUCAUGCUUGAAUUUCUGGUUGUUCUUGGGUAACUUUUACCAUCUCUUGGAGAACUCUGCAGCCUCUUUCCUUUUGCACACUCAUCCCAUUCCACACGCUCUUGAGCCUGUAUUAUUGUUUCUUUUCCUGGCAGUUUUUUUUUCCUGCCCCCAAAGAUCAGAUCAUUUGCACUCUGCCUGUUCUCUUAGCUCUGGACACUUUUUCUGUCAAGAGAAGACCCUGUGCACUCUCAGUUCCUGCCCACUUUGCUUCCUCGCUUCCUCCUCUCCCCGCCCCAGUCUGCCAUCUCAGCUCCUCCCUCCUCUGACUUCCCGUCCAUCCAUUUUGCACGACGACACCGCCUCCCCCCCAUCUCCUAAAACUUUCCGUCUCUCCCAGAAACUCCUCCCUCCAGCAUGGCUGUCCCUUCCUGCACGCUUCCCUGUCCCUCUAUUCCUAGGGCUUGGAAAUUCUAAGCCACCCCCUUCCCCUGGAAAGCCCCCUCGCCUACUGUGGGCAAAAGGGGGAGGGCAUCGCCCCUGAUCCCCACCAUGUUCAGCUGCCAAAGAAGGGAGCUCCCCCUCCUUCCCCCAAGCCCAUUCCCCCUCUGCUGCCCCCUACCCCCGAGUGGGGGGGGGCGCUCCGUCCUUGGGGGGAGGGUGCUUGCAACCCUCCCUCCUUACCACGUCAGGGAUCUGCGGGGAACCUUGUGGGAGGGUCGUGGGAGGGGGGAGGGGUGGCGAGGAGAGGGGCGGAGGUCGCGCUGGGCCCCUACCCGCCCCCUCCCCCUUGUCGGAUGCCCCCCGUCCGCAGGGGGCCUGCGCGGCGCUCGUCUAUCAAGGGCUUGUUCAUUCUGGAUGGGUGCCGCGGGGUUGGGGAGGGUGUGGGGGGUGGGGAGGGGGGUAGGAGAGGUUGGGCUGGGGAGGGGGAAGGUACUGGAUUGGGGGCUGCGCGGGGCGGAGAGAAGCGACAAAGCAAAAAGAGGAACAAUAACAAAAGAAAAUACAAAAAAAAAAAAACCUAGAACACAAAAAAAAAUCCAGAAAAAAAAAAAAAAAAACCUGAAAUAAAGCCCGAGAAUUGUCUUCCAAGGGGGGUUGGGAGGAGGAAAAGGGGGGCGGAUGAGGACGUCUGGUUCUCGUUGGGACAGGGAUCACACGCGUUCAAAUCCACGGGGCCCCGGUCUUCCCUCUCACGGGCCUCGGAAUUCACCCCUCAAGGGGUUGCGACCCAGGCGUCCAUUCGCAGGGACUAGGGGAAGACUAGGGAGGCAGAAUUAUAUCAUGGGGGUUCGUCUCUACCCCCCGUCACCACCCUCCCCCUGACUCCCCACCAAGAUUUUGCAGAGAGAAAUGGCUUUUGUACCAGGUCAUUCUUUAUAAUUAAACUCACAGUAUCCA